GGCAGUUCCAACAACACCUUCUAUUUCAAUCACCAAGGGUCAGCUUGGGCAUGCUGCUCCCAAGGUGAGUCAUGCUGCGGAUGAUGCCCUCACCACAGGCAGCUGUUGCACGCCAGCAGCAAGUGUCUCCGUCACCCUGGCCACUAGUGCAUGCAGUGGGGGCAAAGCAGUCUCCUCGGCCGUACUCCCCGACAGAUGAGGUUAGGAUGUCUGACUUUGAGAUCCUUGACGGGGUCGGCGGCCGCUCAUUGGGUAAAGGAUCCUUUGGCGUGGUGCGACGGGUCAGAAGGAAGGGGACUGAUGACGUCUAUGCGCUGAAGACCAUGCAGAAGAUGGAGGUGAUGAGUGGUCAGCUUAUAGAACAGGUGGAGCGGGAGAUCAUGGUGCAACAGAACUUAAAGCACGAGAAUGUACUCCGGCUGUUCAAGCAUUUUGAGGACGAAGACAACGUCUAUUUGCUCCUGGAGUAUUGUGCUAAGGGAGAGCUUUACCAGCUGCUGAGGACUCAGAAGGGACGCAAGUUCAACGAGCAGACCUCAAGGCAUUUCUUUGUGCAGUUGGUGCGGGGGCUGAAGUACCUCCAUUCGCAUCAAAUCGUGCACAGGGACUUGAAGCCAGAGAACUUGUUGAUCACUCACGAUGACGUUUUGAAGAUUGCAGACUUCGGAUGGUGCGCAGCCACCAACGUGCUUCGCACGACAUUUUGUGGAACCAUGGACUACCUCGCCCCUGAAAUGAUCCAGGGAAGUGGUCAUGACCAGACGCUGGAUAUUUGGAGUGUGGGCAUCCUCCUGUAUGAGAUGAUGGUUGGCCGACCGCCCUUCCAGAGUACCAAUCACACAAUGCUGAUUGACAGGAUAUUGAAGAUUGCAAUAUUCUUCCCGCCUGGCUUGCCGCCUUUGGUGGUGGAUCUGGUCCGACGUCUGCUGAAACGGGAGCCAUCGCAACGGCUUCCACUGGACCAAGUCCUGAGGCAUCCUUGGGUUCUCUCCAAAGCCGAGGUGCAAUCCGAGCCCUCACUCACCAAGUCGCAGCAGUUGCCUGCACCGUCAACUCCGCCCUCGAACAGUUCAAAGCACUUGCCAUUGCAACAGAGUGGCCGCGUAGGAUCUUGUGAGCAGGUGCUGCACGUGACCUCUCCGCGGAACAGGGCGUCUGGUGCCGGAGGUGAAGCGACUGGGGAGCGCUCCAGCACUUCCACGCCAGUCUCCUCUGCUGCUGCUCCAGUGCAGGCAGUUCGAAAGGUACCAUGGCCCAAUUCGCAGAACCAACCUCAAUCCAACGGAUACCAGAAGCGACACGUGGCAUCGCCCACGGGAACACCAGUCCUCACACGCCGAGGUGUCGCAGUGACGGUGACCAUGGCUGGCACUCCGCCAGGACGGGAAGCUGGUAAAACAAAUGGGCGAGCAAUACGCAGGCCUGAGAGCCCAGAGGCUACUCGCUCUGCGAGCAAAGGGAGAUCCCCAACGUCGACUUCUGUUCCACCUCCCGACACUAGGACUGGACGGACAGAAGUGAAAGCCCCUGUCUAUCAGCCUACAACAAUGGGUAGCCCUGUUCAGUUGCGCACUUUGACAGCUCACCCACCAGCGCGUUCAGUGCGUAUGCCUGGAUCACCACUCACUCCAGUCGCUCGCAGCUUGAGUCCCGUGAGCCAAAGCGUUCGAGUGGUCCAAGGCCAAGGAAUGGGCACUGUGCAGAGUAUAACGUCCGCCCUCCGCCCUCCUGCCAGCUACAAAGAACGUGGUGGUGGUGCUGGUGGUGGUGGUGGGUGGUGGGGUGAAACCAGAAAUCAAGUUUCAUACGUGCAGCCCUUGAGUCUGAGGUUCGGGCAUCUCCGACUAUGACAUCGCCCUACCGUGUCAUUUGAGAGGGCACAGUCGAAGGGUCCAACUCGACCUAUUCGAAGGAGGCGAGUGCUGACGAAGAACAACUGGACAGCAGCUCGCAGGGCGAGGCGGUUUCACGAAUUAAGAUGAAUCUGCGAAGAUUCGAUUUAUGCUUAAGACAUGUGAUUACGGUUUGGAGCCAUGUGAACUUCAAGCUGACACCGAAGACAGAAAAGAUCGAA
Messenger RNA from Durusdinium trenchii, 2074 nucleotides. NCBI's taxonomy places the organism in Eukaryota, Dinophyceae, Suessiales, Symbiodiniaceae. The record is from the annotation of a GenBank genome assembly.